Cylicocyclus nassatus is the source of this 6008-nucleotide messenger RNA. NCBI's taxonomy places the organism in Eukaryota, Metazoa, Nematoda, Chromadorea, Rhabditida, Strongylidae. The record is from the annotation of a GenBank genome assembly.
AGCGAUCUACCUCGUCUAAACGAUAAAUUAGUGACCAUGGAGAAGAAAACUCCAACACCACCAGUUAUGACGUUAGAAUCGUGCUCCAUGGACGACCAGGUACUAAACGAGUUGAGCAAGGAGAUUGUAGAUGCAAUAUUGCCAGCAGCUCAGGAAAACUUAGCCAAAAUGGACAAUAAUCACAAAAUGGUUGUAGAGGAAACAGUUGUAGUAACCACAACAACUAGUGAACAGACUUCUCCAUCUACAACGGCAACACCCGAAGAGAAAUUGCCAACUCCACCGCCGUCCCCCGUAGAAGACAUUGAUGAGCCUUCUUUCAAAGUAAAGAAGCUUAGUCCAGAAUUGACAGAAGCUGGAGAGUCGGGCAAAAACGACUCAUCUACUAACAAAUCAGAAGAUUCUACAGCUAUGAGUUUUUUUCACGAUCUCAAAGAAACAGCAAAGUCGGCUGCUGCCAAAGUCGGCGAUGUAACCGAAGAGGUGCUUCAUAGCGCCAGUACGACAACUUCAGGCGCUGCUCAUAGCGUUGGUGAUGUCCUUCAGGAUACUAAGGAAGCGGCUGCUGAUGCAGUCCAGGCAACUAAGGGAUUCAUGUUCGGCUCGAGUGCAAAUCCAGAUGCAGCCGAAAGGCUUGAGGGCGGAUUUGAGCAUGUCGAGGCAACUACCCUCAGAACUGCAGACGUUGCGCACGAUCCCAGAGUCAAAGUGGAGACCAAGACAGUCAUUGUAGAAAAAGAACCUAUCCAUCACGAAUCCUAUCACGAAGCCGGACAUGUAGAACACGAGUCGAAGGGGCUUGGUGAUUCCGCACUAUUCCAAUCCGCUAAAGGAUUAGCAUCGACUGUUGGUGGCGCAAUCGCUACUGGUUUUGAGAAGACCAAAGAGACCGCCGGUGAUGUCGCCCAUGCAAUGAAAGAAACCGCUGAAGCGGCUGCAGAUAAGACUGCAAGUGCAUUGGGGACCGCUAAAGAUACCGCCGCAAAGGGAGUCAGUUAUGCAGCCGAUACUGCUGCGAGCGCCUAUGAUACCACGGCCCAGAAAGCCGCAGAAACUGGUCAGUGGGUCGCUGAUACCACUAAAGAUACACUGAGUGCUGCUGCAGACAAGACUAGAGAGGGCUAUCACUGGGUUGCCGAUACUACCGCAGAGGGUGGUCAAUGGGUUGCUGACACUGCUAAAAGCGCCUAUGAUACCACAGCACAGGUAGCCGCAGAUACAAUGAGUGCUGCUGCGGAUAAGACAAGAGAGGGUUAUCACUGGGUUGCCGACACUACUGCAGAGGGUGGUAAAUGGGUUGCAGACUCUGCCAAAAGCGCCUAUGAUACUACAGCACAGGUAGCCGCAGAUACAAUGAGUGCUGCUGCGGAUAAGACAAGAGAGGGUUAUCACUGGGUUGCCGACACUACUGCAGAGGGUGGUCAAUGGGUUGCUGACACUGCCAAAACCGCCUAUGAUACUACAGCCCAGAAAGCUGCAGAGGGUGGCCAGUAUCUGGCUGACACUGCCAAAAGUGCCUACGAUACCACAACACAGGCAGCCGCAGAUACAAUGAGUGCUGCUGCGGAUAAGACUAGAGAGGGUUAUCACUGGGUUGCCGACACUGCUGCAGAAAAGACAGCAGAGGGCGGUCGUUGGGUUGCUGACACUGCCAAGAGCGCUUAUGAUACCACAGCCCAGAAAGCUGCAGAGGGUGGUCAGUAUUUGGCUGACACUGCCAAAAGUGCCUAUGAUACCACAGCCCAGAAAGCCGCAGAGACUGGACAGUGGGCCGCUGAUACUACUAAAGAUGCCCUGAGUACAGCUGCAGACAAGACAAAAGAGGGUUACCACUGGGUUGCCGAUACUGCCGCAGAGAAAACCGCUGAGGGUGGCCGUUGGGUUGCCGACACAGCCAAGAGUGCCUACGAUACCACUGCAGAGAAGGCUUCAGAGGGUGGUCAGUAUCUGGCUGACACUGCUAAAAGUGCUUACGAUACCACAGCACAGAAGGCUGCAGAGACUGGUCAUUGGGCCGCUGAUACCACUAAAGAUGCACUGAAUACGGCUGCAGACAAAACCAAAGAGGGUUACCACUGGGUUGCCGAUACUGCCGCAGAGAAAACCGCUGAGGGUGGUCGUUGGGUUGCUGACACAGCCAAGAGUGCCUACGAUACCACGGCGCAGAAAGCCUCAGAUGUUGCUGACAGUGCUAAAGAUACAUUGAGUACCGCUGCUGAUAAAACAAAAGAGGCAGCUAAAAGUGCCUAUGAUACCACGGCACAGAAAGCGGCAGAGACUGGUCAUUGGGCCGCUGAUACCACUAAAGAUGCACUGAAUACGGCUGCAGAUAAGACCAAAGAGGCUGCUAGCGCCGCUGCUGACACUGCUAAGGACGCUUACAAUGUUGCUGCAGACAAGACCAAAGAGGCUGCUAACGUCACUGCUGAUGCUGCUAAGAGUGCUCUCAAUACUGCUGCAGACAAGACCAAAGAGGGUUAUCACUGGGUUGCCGACACUACUGCAGAGGGCGGUAAAUGGGUUGCCGAUUCUGCCAAGAGCGCCUAUGACACAGCUUCACAGAAAGCCGCUGAGGGUGCCCAUGUGGCAGCUGACACUGCAAAGGAUGCUUACAAUGUUGCUGCAGACAAGACCAAAGAGGCUGCUAACGUCACUGCUGACGCUGCUAAGAGUGCUCUCAAUACUGCUGCAGACAAGACAAAAGAGGGCUACCACUGGGUCGCCGACACUACCGCGGAGGGUGGUAAAUGGGUCGCUGAUUCUGCUAAGAGCGCCUACGACACAGCCUCACAGAAAGCUGCUGAGGGUGCUAGCGUGGCAGCUGACACUGCAAAGAGUGCCCUAAACACUGCUGCAGACAAAACCAAGGAGGGCUACCACUGGGUUGCCGACACUACCGCUGAGGGUGGCCACUGGGUUGCUGAUACUGCCAAGAGCGCCUACGAUACAGCUUCACAGAAAGUUGCUGAGGGUGCUAACGUGGUAGCUGACACUGCCAAGGGUGCUCUUAACACUGCUGCAGACAAGACCAAAGAGGGCUACCACUGGGUUGCCGAUACUACCGCAGAGGGUGGUCACUGGGUUGCUGAUACCGCAAAAGAUACCUACAACACUGCUGCCCAGAAAACUGCAGAGGGAGCCGACUGGGUUACUGGCACUGCCAAGAAUGUUUAUGGGACCACAGCUGAGAAGGCUUCCGAAGGAGCCGGUCUUGUAGCAGACACUGCCAAAGGCGCCUAUGAUAGUACUUAUGGAAAAUUAUCAGAGGGAGCCACUUGGGUAACAGACACAACUAAAGAUACCGCUCAUGCUACCAAGGACAAAGCAUCAGAUAUCGCUGAUACCGCUGGCGCAGCCCUUCUUGGCGGAGCUACUUACGUAGCCGACAAGGCAGCAGAUCUGAAGGAUAGCGCCAAGGAGGUUGCUUCUGAUGCAUUUGGAAUGGUUAAAGGUGCAUUGGGCAAAGUCGGAGAUAAAGCUCAUGAUGUGAAAGAAGGAGCCAAGGAAACUGCUGAGAAAGCAGCAGACAAAGUACUAGAAAUGAAGGAUAGUGCAGCCGAGGCCGCCAAGGAUGCCAAAGACAAAUCAAAAGACAAGGCUUCCGAGUGGAAAGAUGAUGUCACUAAGACGAUGUCCGGUUUCAAGGACGAAGCGCAAAAAACUGCUGAAAGUGCGAAGGACAACGCUCGGGACAAAGCCCAUGAAUGGGAGACCAAGGCCGGAGUGGCCACUGAAAGUGAGAAGGAUAACGCUCGAGACAAAGCUCAUGAAUGGGAGGCUAAGGCCGGAGUGGCCACCGACGACCUCAAAAACUCAGCAAAGUCCUAUUUUGAUGCUGCAAACAAGGGAACAGUUGAUGACAAAGAAGAACGUGUUGUAAAGGUGGUCACAGGCGGGACCACUCAAAGCAAGCCUAUUAGUACAACGAGCACCGGCACCACCGCGACCUUCGGCUCCACCGGAACCACCGGGACCACCGGCACCACCGGAACCACCGGAACCACCGGAACCACCGGAACCACCGGAACCACCUGGACCACCGACACCACCGGCACCGCCGGUAUCCCCGGUACCACCGGGACCGCCGAUACCGUUUGGCCAGGCACUACCGUCCACCAUACCGGAGACAACGUAAAGGAUUCGACGGUCAGCAAGUUGUCCGAAUGGACCACUGAAGCUGAGAGGAAAGCUGAAGAAGCAAAGAAGACAACCUCCGAUCUGUUAGGCAGUGCUCAGCACAAGGCAGGUGAAGCCAAGGACAAAACUGCCGACACCUGGGCCAACGUCAAGGAUGAGGCUGGAAAGAAGGCGGAAGCCGCGAAAGAUACCGCUGGUGACUGGAUGAGCAGUGCCGCAGAUAAGGCAGCUGAGGCUAAGGACAAAGCAGCUGACAAGCUCUCAGAAGUGAAAACUGAAGCGGAAAAGAAGGCCGAGGCUGCUAAGGAAACUGCUUCGGACUGGAUGGAGACAGCCAAGGACAAGGCAGCCGAGGCCAAGGAUAAGACGGCUGAGACCCUGUCUAGUGCAAAGGAUGAGGCUGGGAAGAAAGCCGAAGCAGCUAAGGACACAGCUUCCGAUAUUCUUCAUAGCGCCAAGGAAACAGCUGUGGAAAUGAAGGAUAAGGCUGCUGAGAAGCUGUCGGAUGUGAAGCAUACAGUAGAAAAGAAAGCUGAGGCAGCGAAGGAUACCGCCUCUGAUUUGCUCCACGCCGCUAAGGAAACCGCCGUCGAGAUGAAGGACAAGGCUGCUGAUAAGCUUUCGGACCUAAAACAUGGAGCUGAGAAGAAGGCCGAAGCAGCCAAGGAGACUGCUUCCGAUGUGCUACACAGCGCUAAGGAAAAAGCCGCUGAAGUCAAGGAUCAAGCCGCUGAGAAGGCGUCGGAAUUGAAAACCGAGGCCGAGAAGAAAGCCGAAGCCGCAAAGGAAAAAGCCGCCGAAGUCAAGGACCAAGCUGCUGAGAAGUAUUCAGAAUGGAGAUCUGAAGCUGAGAAGAAAGCCGAUGCUGCGAAAGACAAAGCAGCUGAAGCAAAGGAUCAGGCUGCCGGUAAACUCACUGGCUUGAAAACGGAAGCGAAAUCUCAAGCAGCGACCGCUGUUAAUGUACUGGAUGAUACUGCUCCUCCUUCAGCAGAAUGGACAGAGUAUGGCAGAGGGGUAGAAGGUGGUGCGCCGGGUACAAUCGAAGUCACAACUUAUGAAGUGAAGGCCAUUCCGAAAGAGGGCUCCGCUGCUGAUGCCAAGAUGGCGUUCUUCACUGAUACUCACAAGGGAACGACGUCAUCAGAUACCAAGACUGGUGAUACAAGUUCCAAAUCGCCCAAAGCUGCGGAACCGUUUGACAGCAAGAAAAGAGAACGAACGGAAAGCUUGAGCGAAACCGUCAAAGCUAUGGCUCAAUCGGCCAAGGAAUCACUCAACGUUGCGGUUGAACAGGCCUCCGAAGCUAUAAGCUCCGCACAAGAAAGCGCUACAAAAGCUUACGAACAAGCCAAGGAUAAAACUGCAGAGCUUUCCGCUGCUGCUUCACAAAAAGCACAAAAAAUCGAGAAAGCGGCCGAAGAGAUAGCAUCAGCCGCAUAUUCGGAUGCGAAAAAUGCUGUUUCGGAUGCUUCACAAGCUGUUCAAGAAAAAAUUGAAGAAGUGAAGCAAGCCGUUUCUACGGACAACGAACAGGCAACGCCGAUUGCCGAAGGAAUUGCAAAAGCCGCCACUGAUGAAGCCGUAGCUGAAGCAGCCAAGGAGGCAACUGCUUCAUCGAAAGUCGCAGGUGUAGUAGAAGAUGUGUCAGGAACAGCUGAGGAAACGUCCACUUCCCGAGAAGCAAAGAAAAGCGACACUUUGCGUUCAGGACGAGGCACUGGCGAAUCGAAGAGACGGUGCACUAUUCUGUAAAUUCACAUAAUACUCCUUAUCCUCCGGUCACUCGCUCAUUCAGUAUCUAGUUCCUCCCCGCCCCCUUUUGUGCUUAAUUUUCGACUCAUCCAACCCAUUUUUUGUUCUCUGUCAGC